AUGGAACCAUCGACUGUAGCUCUAGCUCGCAGCCUCCUCGAGCACGGAGAGCUUGGAGUUACCGGCGCUGGCCGAGGGCAUGUCUGCCGCGGACGAACGACUGACAGCAGCAAGACAUUCGGAAUCCCCGGUGCAGACUCCGCCCUCGCCUCAACAGCCCGACCUAGCAUCGCCUGUUGCGCCUUGCCGGGAGCAGAAGACCUAGAGAGCACCUUCCCGUCCCAAGACGCCAGCGAGCCGCGCCCCCUCCCACCCCGACCGCCAGCGGCAGCGAACCCGACGAGUGGCAGCACUAGCGGCUACCGGGCCACAGUAACCGCCCCGGGAGCGGCCGCCGCCUAUCCGACGACGGUGCUCCCCUCCUCGCGUCAAGAUGUCUACCGCACCGGCAGCGGCUCGGCACAGCCCUCCCCGGCAGAUGCCCAGCACGGCGUCCCCUCGGCCUACGAGCACCGGCAGCGCCGGCGUGAUCCGCCGCUGCAGCCGCCGCCCGAGCAGGCUGUCCAUCCUGGGCACCCUUACCAGCUGGCUGCUGCUCCUGGGGGAUACCGCCCGCGCCCGCUGUCGCACCCGUCGAUCCCCCAAAGCGCUGUUCCGCAGCAUCACCUGCAGCACGGCGGUCCUCCGCCCAGCUUCAUGCCGUCUGCCGGUGCGGCCGGCGGCCCGAGGACGCCCGGUUCUGUCGGGUUCCCCAUAACGGGACGGUUCCCCGAAAGCCAGCCAAUCGUUACUUCACCCAGGGCGCAGCGAAAGGCAAAGGGGCAUGUCGCGUCAGCGUGUGUCCCCUGCAAGAGAGCCCAUCUACGAUGCGACAACCAGAGGCCGUGUUCGAGGUGUCUCACAAGCGGCAAACAAGAUAACUGCGUCGAUGUGCAGCACAAGAAACGCGGCCGACCGCGGCUCCGCGACGAGCGAGAAGCCCAGCCCGGCCUUAUCCGAACUCCCGCGCAGCAGCUGCCGCCGAGUCCAUCUAGAAGACCGCUCAGUGCGCAUGUGCCUGGGCCCUCCUCCAUACCGUUGAGAUACGACUUUUCCGCCCCGCAUACGCCGUCAGGGCACGGGCACUCGAUGCUCCCCAGGUCGGACCAAAUCAUGCCGUCAUACGUCGAGGGUGGGGUACCACAGCGCCAAGCCAUCGCGAGGCAGCCGCCGCAGCAGCGGCAGGCUCCCGCCCCGCCUGCCCCGCAGGCAGUCGCGUUCCUGAGUCUGGACCUCGAGAUUUCCCGGACAUCAGAGCACUUCUCCGAGGCCGUGGGCCAGCUGAGCAACCGCCGGACGCUCGAGGAGAUGGUGACCCCAACCGACAGAGAGCGGAUCGCGGCGCUGAAGAGCCAGCUUCAGGAGGAGCAGAGGCGGAGGGAUCCAAACUACCUGCCCCCCAUACUGGGGCGGGGAGACGAGGUCCUCCAGCGCAUCGGCUUCACCGCGGCGGACAUUGGCCGCUACCAGCUCCCGCAUCGGGAGAGCCUGGUCUUUGUCGGGGCCGACGGGCAGCUGCGUGAGCACGACGUGUACAUCGGUCUCGCAAACGAAGGCUCCUUUUACUUCAUCGUUCUCAUGCUGGUCCUCAACGCGCACCAUUUCCCGCCACCCGUGUCACCCCACGAUCAGGCUCCGCCUCACCGGCUCUACCACCAUCAUCAACCCCAGCAGCAGCUGCCGCCACGACCAAUCUCGCAGCCGGACCCGGCGCACUACCCCCCGGCGCCUCGCGAGGUCGGUGGCGAACGACGGGUUGAUAUCGGCGGGCUUCUUGACAGGAGGCCUGAUGCGCCGAAUCAGCCGCGUUGA
Geosmithia morbida is the source of this 1791-nucleotide messenger RNA. Its product is annotated as GAL4. Gene Ontology annotation, molecular function: DNA-binding transcription factor activity, RNA polymerase II-specific; zinc ion binding. Lineage: Eukaryota; Fungi; Ascomycota; Sordariomycetes; Hypocreales; Bionectriaceae. The record is from RefSeq and is a predicted model, not a curated record. The coding region runs from base 1 to 1791 and encodes 596 amino acids. The transcript is spliced from 6 exons. Gene Ontology annotation, biological process: regulation of DNA-templated transcription.